GCGCGGCGUCUGCGUGAGGGGGGGGCCCAUGGCCAGCCCGCCGCCGCCUCUGCCGCCCUAGCCGGCCGCGGGCUUCGCCUGCCGCCCCGGCCGCAGCAUGCCGAACAGGGCCGGCCUGGACACGGCGCUGAGGAUGUCCCUGCAGCGGAAAUCCUCCAAGAUCCACUCCUCGGCUGGACCCGUCUGUUCCCCCUCGGGCUACAAGAAGGCGGAUGAUGAGAUGUCCGGAGCCACGUCCUCGGCGGAUCUGGACGAGGCACCAGCCCGCACCAUUUACUUGAACCAGCCCCAGCAGAGCAAGUUCCGCGACAACUGGGUCAGCACAGCCAAGUACAGUGUGGUGACAUUUCUACCUCGAUUCCUGUAUGAGCAGAUAAGAAAAGCUGCAAAUGCAUUCUUCCUCUUCAUUGCCUUACUGCAGCAAAUUCCAGAUGUCUCUCCAACAGGAAGAUAUACCACCUUGGUGCCAUUGCUAUUUAUUUUAACAGUUGCUGGCAUCAAAGAAAUCAUAGAAGACUAUAAAAGGCAUAAGGCAGACAGUGCAGUGAAUAAAAAGAAAACAAUAGUUCUAAGAAAUGGGAUGUGGCAGAACAUUAUGUGGAAAGAGGUAGCAGUAGGCGAUAUUGUGAAGGUCACCAAUGGGCAACAUCUUCCAGCAGACAUGAUCAUUAUAUCUUCCAGUGAACCACAAGCCAUGUGCUAUAUUGAAACAGCUAAUCUUGACGGGGAGACGAAUCUUAAAAUACGACAGGGAUUGUCUCAAACUGCUAGUCUCCAGUCAAGAGAAGAAUUGAUGAAAGUAUCUGGAAGGAUAGAAUGUGAAGGACCCAACCGUCAUCUUUACGACUUCACUGGAAACUUGCGCUUAGAUGGUCAAAGCCCAGUUCCUGUUGGUCCAGACCAGAUCUUGCUAAGAGGUGCACAACUGAGAAACACUCAGUGGGUCUUAGGUAUUGUUGUGUAUACAGGACAUGAUACAAAACUCAUGCAGAAUUCAACCAAAGCGCCUCUGAAGAGAUCAAAUGUGGAGAAAGUGACCAACAUGCAGAUCCUGGUUUUGUUCUGUAUUCUCCUGGUGAUGGCCCUUGUGAGUUCUGUAGGUGCCUUAUUAUGGAACAGAACACAUGGCGAAGUUGUCUGGUACCUUGGCUCCAACAAAAUGCUGUCUGUCAACUUCGGAUACAAUCUGCUGACAUUUAUAAUCUUGUACAACAACCUUAUUCCAAUCAGUCUUCUGGUGACAUUGGAAGUUGUCAAGUUUACUCAGGCUCUUUUUAUAAAUUGGGACAUAGAUAUGUAUUAUCCUGAAACAGAUACACCUGCAAUGGCCAGAACCUCAAACCUUAAUGAGGAACUUGGGCAGGUGAAAUACCUGUUUUCUGAUAAAACCGGUACUCUAACAUGCAAUAUCAUGAACUUCAAGAAAUGUAGUAUUGCUGGAGUGACAUAUGGUCACUUUCCUGAACUGGAAAGAGAACGUUCAUCAGAAGACUUCAGCCAGCUACCUCCUUCCACUAGUGAAUCGUGUGAAUUCGAUGACCCAAGACUGCUGCAAAACAUUGAAAAUGACCAUCCCACAGCUGUGCACAUACAGGAGUUCCUUACUCUGCUGGCCGUGUGUCAUACUGUUGUUCCUGAGAGACAAGGAAAUAAAAUAAUCUACCAGGCCUCCUCUCCAGAUGAAGGGGCUUUAGUGAAAGGAGCAAAAAAACUUGGUUAUGUCUUCACGGGACGGACUCCACGUUCGGUUAUUAUUGAUGCGCUGGGAAAAGAAAAAACCUUUGAAAUUCUUAACGUGCUGGAGUUUUCCAGCAACAGGAAGAGAAUGUCAGUGAUAGUUCGAACUCCAGCAGGACAGCUACGUCUCUACUGCAAAGGGGCUGAUAAUGUAAUUUUUGAGAGGCUUUCAAAAGAUUCCCAGUAUAUGGAGCAAACACUGUGCCAUCUUGAAUACUUCGCAACAGAAGGUCUGAGGACUUUGUGCAUUGCUUACGCAGAUCUGUCAGAAAACUCUUACAGAGAGUGGUUGAAUGUCUACAAUGAAAGCAGUACAGUUCUGAAAGACAGAACUCAGAAGCUGGAGGAAUGCUAUGAGAUCAUUGAAAAGGAUUUACUGCUUCUUGGAGCUACAGCCAUUGAAGACCGCCUGCAAGCAGGUGUUCCAGAAACAAUAGCCACGCUAAUGAAGGCAGAAAUUAAGAUAUGGAUUCUGACGGGGGAUAAACAGGAAACAGCUCUCAAUAUAGGGUACUCUUGCAGACUCAUUUCCCAGAGUAUGUCUCUCAUCCUGGUCAAUGAGGAUUCGCUAGAUGCAACAAGAGCUUCUCUGACUCAACAUUGUGCCAAUUUGGGGGAGUCACUGGGCAAAGAAAACGAUAUUGCUCUGAUUAUUGAUGGACACACACUGAAGUAUGCCCUUUCAUUUGAAGUCAGGCAGAGCUUUCUGGACUUGGCACUCUCCUGUAAAGCAGUCAUUUGUUGCAGAGUAUCUCCUCUACAGAAGUCUGAAAUAGUAGACAUGGUCAAGAAACACGUCAAUGCCAUAACACUUGCCAUUGGGGAUGGUGCCAAUGACGUAGGAAUGAUCCAGACAGCUCACGUUGGAGUGGGGAUCAGUGGCAAUGAGGGCAUGCAGGCGACCAAUUGCUCGGAUUAUGCUAUUGCACAGUUUUCCUACUUGGAGAAGCUGUUGUUGGUCCAUGGAGCUUGGAGUUACAAUCGAGUUACCAAGUGCAUACUAUAUUGCUUCUACAAGAACGUGGUUUUGUAUAUUAUUGAGCUUUGGUUUGCUUUCGUUAAUGGAUUUUCUGGGCAGAUCUUAUUUGAGCGGUGGUGCAUUGGUCUGUAUAAUGUGAUUUUCACAGCGCUGCCACCCUUUACUCUGGGAAUUUUUGAACGAUCGUGUACUCAAGAUAGUAUGCUUAGAUUUCCACAGCUAUACAAAAUUACUCAAAAUGCAGAUGGGUUCAACACAAGGGUUUUCUGGGGUCACUGCAUCAAUGCCCUGAUCCAUUCCAUCAUUCUCUUCUGGUUUCCACUGAAAGUGCUGGAGCAUGAUGCAGUAUUCACUAAUGGCCAGGGAAUUGACUAUUUAUUUGUUGGAAACAUAGUUUACACUUAUGUUGUAGUCACUGUUUGUCUGAAAGCUGGCUUAGAAACAACUGCGUGGACUAGAUUCAGUCACCUGGCCGUCUGGGGAAGCAUGCUGCUCUGGCUGGUGUUCUUCGGUGUCUACUCAGCCAUCUGGCCGACGUUUCCCAUCGCACCAGACAUGCUGGGGCAGGCUGGAAUGGUGUUGAGAUGUGGAUACUUCUGGUUUGGCCUGUUUCUUGUGCCCACUGCAUGCCUUGUUAAAGACGUGGCAUGGACAGCGGCCAAGCAUACCUACCAUAAAACUUUGCUGGAGCAAGUUCAGGAGUUGGAGACGAAGACGAGAGAGCUGGGAAAAGCCAUGCUUCGUGAUAGUAAUGGAAAGAGCGUGAACGAACGUGAUCAUUUGUUAAAAAGGCUCGGUAGGAAAACUCCUCCGAGCCUUUUCCGUGCUCAUUCUGUCCAGCAAAGCGUAUCACAUGGGUAUGCAUUUUCCCAAGAAGAACACGGUGUUGUUUCCCAGUCGCAAGUUGUUCGAUCCUACGAUACGACCAAAAGGAGAGCAGAAAUAGAAUAAAUGGUUCUUUACUUGAUGGGUGGUGGGAAUAAUGGGAUUUGGAUCAAUGCAUCCACUGUUAACAGGCAGCAGCAGCCAAAACACCAGAGAACUCAUUUCUGUGGCCUUAGCCAACAAGUUUCUGUAUUCUCCCUGCAAACCUUGAGUACAUAUUGUGGGGGGAAAUCAUUGUUUGAAUUCAGUCGCAAAGCUCUGCCUAAAGUUUUGUUUAUGUUGUUAUGAAGCAUUUGACUGUGCUCUGUGAGGUGUGAAAUUAAAAACAAUGUUUUACCACUAUUUAAAACAUCAGCAUAAGAUUGUUCUGGGAGAAAAGUAGAAAAUUUAUGUUCCAUGAGAAAUCAGCCUUUGCUUAAUUGGAACGGGGUGCUGAGAUUUCCUGUUUUGUUACACACAGACCAAGUGCACACGGCUGCAUGCGGACCUUACUCCCUCUAAUAUUCACUGUUUACUAAUGUGGCUGAAAUUUUAACGGACGAUUUGGCAUAAAACUUUUGAUUGCAACACAGUCUGUAGCUAAAAAUGCUUAUUUGCCUUCUUAUGACAGAAUAACACAAGAUAGCAAUGAAUUACUUAGAGUAUUUUUUGCCCUCUUACAGGAUUUAUUAGGGCUUUACCUUAGCUUUCUAAAACCCAAUUAAUAGCUUACUCACAAAGCCAGGAUGUCGAAGUCAGAGAGCUCGGCAGGGCAGCUGUCUUGAGUGCAUGGCUUUGUGCACAAAGAUGAACUCAAAUAGGUGCCUCCUGGUAACUCUUCAUGAUGUAUUUGGACGUGCAUUUCAAAUGUAGCCUGGGAUUUCCCUCCAUGAUCCAUUCCCACUUUAACAAUAGAAUGAAACACUGAGAACUUCAAAGGUACAAGCUUGUCGGAUGUUGAGAAGGAAGAUCGGAUGCGCACAGGAGACCGACGCUGUAACCCCGAAGAAGCAUUCCCGUGACCAGGUAGGAUAGAUUUGCAAAGGCAAGUUAGGAAGGAUUUACACACGUGCGUGCACACACAUGUACACACACAGAGCUGGUCAUUGUGAAGAGAAGACCUGCUGUUUGUUCAGCCAAACCAGUCACUCUUCUAGAUCUUGAUCCAUCAACAGGCUUCCCGACACACUUGGACCCAUGAGCCCUGGAAGGAAUGCUGGCUCCACGGCCUCGCUGUGCCAGUAAGGACAGGCGUGCUGCUGCAUAGAUUGGAAUUUUGAAAAAAAAAAAAAGGCAAAAACUGGGGCAUAAGUUAAAGCUGAAAGAGCUCUUAGAAAGCUUAUGCUGUCCUCCAGACAAGUUCUAUUAAUUUUAGUCGCCAAGCCACGUUUCUGAAUAGCAUAAAGUAAAUACUGCUGUGUUUUAACCAGGUUUCAUGGUUAAUGUGUAUACUACAUCUGUGUAUUUAAAAAGUUGGUGUUGUUUUUUGCCCUGUUGACCAUCUUCCAGAACUUUUUAUUGAUUUAAAUAUAUCGGAAAGCAAUUUGAAUAUGAAUAUUUAUGUUUAGCAAGGAAAAGGGAAAUGCCAGCCUGGCCCACUGGCUUAAUCUUCCUUAAGGGUUGUGAGUAAAUGCCAGCGCUCAGGUGUCAUAGUUCAAUUCCCGGUGCCACCUUGGAGACUCGGAGUCCCCUUCCAUGUUAAAAAGCAAAUUUUGCUCCUGCAGCACCAGGCAGAAUUGCUCUUGGAUUAGGCUAAUGGCACAGAGGGAAAAGUCAUCACCUUCUUUCUGCAGUGCUAAUGAGACAAUUAUGCAAUAAGGGAAACGUGAAAAUAAUUUUGCCAUAGGCAUGAAUGUCAAGGGGCCAAGUGUGGGUGUAUAUAUUUUCUGGGAGAUGAAUUUUGUUUAAAGGCACAAAUACUAGUGCAGAGAAUAAAUAAGGGGAGGGUAGACCUGAUCCCAGGAGCUUUUAAAUCUUAAUGCUGAUCUAACCUGUUAAACACUUUCUUUUAUUUAGAAACAAAAUCUGUUUAGGAAAUGCGGGGUGUAAGCCUGUCCUCAAAACCGCUAACUGUUUCUUCCUUUUGUAACAACACAAGGAAAAUUAACUUCCCACCGAGACAAAGCGAGAUCAGCUUAGUCUUUGUACUCUAAGCCACACAGUAAACAUUGGUAUGUAAACAAUUUGGAGGCUUUUCAUGAGGAUACAGAAAAAAAUCUUCUAAAAAACCUCUGGAUAAUGAAGAAGGGCAAGUAAAUGUGUCGAGCAGAGGAUAGAAGGGAUCCUGGAGUCUUUUCUGUUCUCAACUUAGUGCAACAAAGUUUUACAGAACGUAAGGAGAGAUGCUGGGGAAGAGCAGCUGUCAUCUAAUGUGAUUUAUUUUAUUAGUGCAGACUAUGGGCUGUAUCAUUUUGACCUGUCUGUAAAUUGAGGUCAGUGUGUGUCACAAACGCAAACCCUCCCUAGAGUGAAUAGUGGCUUAGAUUGAGGUACGUGUGUUGGAUGUCAGCUCAAUGGGAAUUACACAUGGGGUUUGUCACAGGGCUAUACAGUAUGUGACACUGGGGCUAGCAGGUCAGACUUUAUCGUCACUGUAAGGCCUUAAUCUCUAGCUGAGUUAAUCCUGUAGAGCCCACCCAGGUCAAGACCCGGCAUUCUUCUUGUUCUUUGGAGUCAUUACAGGAAUUAAUGUAUUGUAAUAUGCUGUAGCCUGACUGUUGGAGUUGCUUGUCUUGGUGAACAAUGAUGAGGUGUAUUCCAGUGGUGCGUUAGCAAAAGGAGAACGGCAGCUGCUCUGCAUCAACAGAAUUCCUUGUUCAUUAACACAACUGCAUGUAGCAGGAACAGCAACCUUUGAAAGCGCUAUGGGAAAGCGUUACCAACUAGACAAGGUAUUGGAGCAGAAGGAAUGGGAGAUUUCUGCUUGACCAUCCAGACUUAACUACCUAGGGCUGAUCAGAAAAGGGUGUCUUUGGGCAGCAUUCUGCACUGACCAAAGUGGUGAUGGGGUUUUGAAUAUUCGGAAGGAAGUGGUGAUUUUCCUGAAUUAAACCUGGAUCUGGUUGCUUCUUUUUGUAACACCGUAAUCGCUGCUUGCAUAGAAGCUGCUGUUCCUUUAACGAUUGCCUAGUAGCAAAUUGAAGCUGGCAUGCGGGAGCCUGAGCUGAGCACUGCUGAGAAGUCUGGUGACAUUUUCUUUUCCUUGACAGGGCUUCAGGUCUUGCUGUAGGGAGCUAGCAUGGGAAGUCAGUAAUAACUUGUCAAGGAGAAAUGGCGAAUAACCAAUAAAAGUAUCGGAGUCAAACUAAGCUGCUAAUGUAUCUAAAAAUGUAUGUGGAGUUAACAUGAACUAUAUGGGCUGUAAAUUAAGAUAACAGCCAAGCCUCGCUAAUCUGCACUUCACUAGACCACACGCCUCUUAGUGCACGCCAGAAAUGUGCAGUCUCUUCCACUGCCUCGGCCAGCAGCUAAUAGCAGAUGCUGCAGGGAAGUCUCCUGUUACCAAGAUUACAUUAUUUUUACAGCAUGUACUGGAGUGUGUUUGCUGGAGACAGUCAAUGCUCAUAAAUAAAGAGGAGAAGGCUCAGGUGGACCAGAAUAAGUGAAAUGCAGUGACUGUACCAUGGUUGGUGGGCACACUGGCUACAAUUUGGCCCUCCGUGGACAACGCCAAGAGCUUGGGAGGUGCACAGUCCUUACGUUGUCCCUGUCCUGCAGGCUUAUUUUGCCCUUUCGGGCUAACUCACCAAAUCUGCUGUUUUGCAUUGCCUCCAGUCAUCAGUUCAGACUAGUGAUGCCCUAUUUACAUUCUCCCUUGGUUUUAUAAAUAAUGACUUAAUUUAAUUUUUAAAUACUCUGAGGACUGUACUUUUGCUGUUAAGCCUCACACUUCAAGUUUGAAGCAGAGCAGCCCUUGAGCGGGAGUUCACCCCCGAGAAGCACUUUGGAUUUGUCAGAUUUCUCCCUAGUUUUAAGGGACUGAGGAUUUUUUACCUUAGUUUUAGAUCAUCACACAGUAUCAAUGCCUUAAAACUUCAGUCAGUUUUUAGGAAGAGCAAUCUGUGUCUUGUUGAGUCUAACAAUAAACGGUCGUGACACGAAAUACCUGAUGAGUUGGAGAAGAAUUUGGCUGUGUCUGUCGUAUACCUGACGCAUCUGGGUAGCAGUUUGCUUCUGAAACGUGGCACUGACUAUGCGUGUUCCUCAGUCUCUAGACAGUUGGGCUCCUUCUGUCCUGUCAGUCAGGACCCUUGUAUUCAUCUCUCCCAGAGCCUGUGUAUGCUGCAGCUCCAUGCCUUGUUGAGGAUGCUGAGCACCAAGCAGAUCCAGACCCUCUUCUCUACCUUCUACCUGCAGGGUCCCCUGGGCACAGCCCUGAGGCCGUCCCGCAGGCAGCUGUUGGAGGCACAGCCGAAGUGCCUAUCAAAUGGGGAGAGUUUUGAAUUCAAAUCCAAGUAUCGUCCCUAGCCAUAACUCAUAAUCGUCACUGCGGACAGUGUAGAGAGGUAUACAGGAGAUGAAGGCUCAGCAGGUUAUGAACCUGGUGUCUGGGCUUGUACACGGCCCAUUCUCAUCCCACUGGUCAGGCCCUGUGUGAGCAACUGUGUCACUUGGCGAGCGAGUGAACAGGCAAUGGCACUUGUCUUUAGCGUGUUGCUGUUCCUCAGAAGCCCUCUCUGCAGGAGCUCUGUCCCAGAUGGCACUCUGAAGGGUGGCUCUCCAGCCAUUCCCUAACACGGUGGCCCGGUUGUCUUUGUAUCGUAGGUGGUGGCCGGUGGGACUCUCCCAGCAGCAGCAGGGGUAAAACAAGCUACUCCAGGAGCGCAGCCCCCGCUUCUUUGGAAAUGACCUUAGUGCUGAUGAGGUCGGGCCUUUGACAUGACCUGAGCUUUCAGAUGGAUGAUUUCUAGAGCUUAUUAUUCCUGGUGCUGAGCCUUCUGGGUUGACUGCAAGCAAUUCCUGUUAGAAUAGAGUGAAACAUGCUUUUACCCAUUUUCUUGUACCGUACACGAAAGGCUCAGGGCUUUGUUCGGUGAAACCAUACACAUUGAUUAUUUUCUUAGAGCUUUCUCCUCCUGUGUGGCAUUGGGGAAAGUCUCCUUGGUUUGAUUACACAGUUAACAGCCCUGUUCCCAUUUUAUUUUCACUAGUCUUAUGAUAUUGCUUACACUGACUUCUCAGAACUCAAUAGCUCCAGGAGGGGGAAAGCUCAGAUCCUCUUACCCGAAAGCUUCGUUAUCCUCCAGACGCCCAAGAGAGCCUCCACUACCGUUCAACUCUUGUGACCAGAGCUGUGUGUCUGGAGAAGACCACAGGACAGGUCAGUACAAUAGAUGACAACAAAAGAAAUCCAUAUGGGUGCAGAGAAUAACUCUUUCCAUACCUUUUCAUACCUAGCAGCAAGAUUGAUAGAGGCUUUGAGCCUUGUUUGCAAAUGAAAACCAGAAAGUGCCCUGUCCUGCUUAGCUACAUAAGUGAAUCCCAGAGGUGAUUGAUUCUUGGUGACCUGCAGCCUGGCCAGGUUUAUCUGGCCGGGAACGUGCUCUCGGAUGGGCUGUCUGGAGUGGCGAAGCGGCUGGGAAACAAAAUAGCUUGGCCGAGACCACUGCUGCUGUUAAAGAGCUGUGAUAAAGCUUGCUUCUCCGGUUCCUUUCUGUGGCUCUGGGAAGGGAGGAGGAGAGCUGUGUUACGAGCUUGUGAAGCUCCGUUGUCUCCUGAAGCCGAGCUUUCUCUGGCACCAAGCGGAGUCCUGGGCUUGGAGAAAGGGAACGUGUCCCUGCCAGAAGCCCCCCUGCUUGGCGUUCUUUUCUGGGUUACGACAGGUGGCUAAAUUGUUUACUGGCUGCUGUUUGCCUCAUGGACCUACAGGAAUUGAGCACUAAAAUUAUUUCAGUCCUGACAGGGAAUGUCUGUCACGGAGAGUUAACGGGACUUCUCCUUGGGUGUUGCUCCUGGCCAGGUUCCUAACUCCUGGGCCGGUGGAAGGGGCUCGUUAAUCCGAGGACCUGGGUCUUUUUGUGAUAGAGCGUGAAACUGAGGGGUUGUUUCGUUUGGAUUUGUGGCAUGGACAGAAGGUAAAACAGCUGAGUGCUAGCGCUUCUCCAAAACCUUCCUUUAUUUAUGAAGAAGGUGAGACAAGUUCUGAAGUCUGCCACGAGGGGACCAUUCUACCUCAGCAUCUCUGUAGCUACAAAAGAGAAAUAGAAGUGGGUAAAUGACAAAUUGUGUGUGGGCAAGCCCAGGUCUGGGAAGUCACGCAGAAGUCUUAACGAUGAAGAAAAGGACUAAUAUGUUGCCAAACUGUCGCUGUGCAUAGCCGCGAGGUCAGCACCCUUGUAAUUAUGGAGCGAUGAAGCCAAGGGAAAAAGCCAACAUUAACAGAAAGACGUGAUUGUUUUAAAUUCUGACCACCUUACUGGGUGGCUUCCCUGCGAAGAUGUUCCAGAUGUCGUCUUGGCAUAAAUUAAUCAAUUUCAAAACAUCUGCAGGGUUUCUUAGAAAACAUGGAAUUUAACAGACAGUGAAUAUGCUCUCCUUUGCCCUUCUGGUUGAUAUUUUGAUUCAGGAAGGGAAUGCAGGCACUUGCUGUUCUUACUAUUAAGAGUCCUUAGACUGAAAGUUGCUCAAAGUUGUUUCUCAACUCUUCUUUUUUUUUAAAAAAAAAAAAAAAAAAGGCUCCAGAUAAUAUAAAGCAGUGAGGCAGCCAAGCCCUCUGGGACUGUGUGCAUGUGUGUGUUGGAAGAGUCACCCGACUUGAAAACCUCCCCGUGUCCCUCCUCCUGCCCCCGAAGUGCAGCCCAUUGCGCUGGGAGGUCAAAUAUUCAGCGGCUUGAGUGACAGGAACUUUAACAGCACCUUUUUCAUCAGCGAGCCAAGUCAUGUGCCCGCUUGUCUGUCAUAUCUGUACUCGAAUUGCUUAAAUAUUGUUUCAGAUGGGGAGGUUUUAAUCUGGAUAUGCAGAGAGGAGUAAUGCUGUGGGGGGAUGUUUAAUUGGCUCCCAGCAGAGCAGCAGUGGUGUGUGGGUUUUUUCCUCUAGAAGUGUUACCAUUUUCACGUCCUAUUAAUGUCCUCUGGUAGUUUAAAUACAGCAUAGCAUUACAGUGGAGUUUGUUUCCCUCCUAGACUGAAUACAAAUGAAGGUCAUUUACUUGUAUUUUUAGAAGGUUUGGAAAACUUAGACAAUUUGUAGCUUUGAACAGCAUUGUUGACUGUUGUAUGUCUGCACAAAAAUAUUUCCAAUAAACCUUUUAUUAAAGCAA
This is a messenger RNA of Aquila chrysaetos chrysaetos, 10839 nucleotides long. It is a transcript of the gene ATP8A2, whose product is annotated as ATPase phospholipid transporting 8A2. The coding region runs from base 98 to 3667 and encodes 1189 amino acids. NCBI's taxonomy places the organism in Eukaryota, Metazoa, Chordata, Aves, Accipitriformes, Accipitridae. Gene Ontology annotation, biological process: neuron development; phospholipid translocation. Gene Ontology annotation, molecular function: ATP hydrolysis activity; magnesium ion binding; ATPase-coupled intramembrane lipid carrier activity. Gene Ontology annotation, cellular component: plasma membrane. The record is from RefSeq and is a predicted model, not a curated record. The transcript has 37 exons.